CCUCGCUCGCAUCAAUCAUCAUCACCCACCGCAGUCACCUGACAAUUUUUUUCGCAGUUUAUUUAUUAGUGAAUACUUUUCCGAUAUUGCAUCCGAAGAGUGAAGAUGACAUCAUGGCAGUGCUGUUUUUAUCCCCAUCACACGUGUCGUUUUGUCGUCUUCUUGUCCUGUAUUCUUGUGGGUUAACAUUUCUUGGUGUUAGCAAAUCAUUCGUGCGGGCUCAGAGAGAGGAUUAUGACAAUCCUGAUGACGUGACCUUUCGCUGGGUGCCCGUCUCUGACACCGGUGGUGGUGGUGUUGGUGAGAGGAGAAGGGUCCGCGUGUACGGAACCGUGUCGAACUUUACCGCUGGGAACUUUAUGAACACCAGCUACGCGACAUUUUACGGAAUUCCUUUCGCCCUCGCACCCACGAGCCACCUCCGCUUCACGAGACCCACGCUUCGCUAUUUGGACAAGGAUUUCCGUGCAACUGUUCCCCCUUUGGGAUGUCCUCAGUUGUUUGGUGGUGGUGGUGGGGGGAUGAUCGGGUCGGAGGAUUGUCUGCAAUUGAACGUCUACGUCCCGACAAUGACAGGAGGAGAUUCGAUGCCUGUGCUGGUCUGGAUUCAUGGGGACAAUCCGGACCGUCUCACGGGUGCAAAAGUCCUGGCACCACUCACUUCCGGGAAAGCGAUGGAUAUUGAUCCGGCCUUCUUUAUGCCGGGAAGAAUGGUCGUCGUCGUCCCGCAGUAUCGUUUGGGAACUUUGGGAUUCGCCUCUACGGUGAAUGAGGACCUUUCCGGAAACAGUGGCCUUUUCGACAUCCUGCUCAGUCUCGAAUGGGUGGCCAAGUUCAUCUCCCAUUUUUCUGGUGACCCGGGCCAAGUGACGUUGCUGGGUGGGAGCUUGGUUGGUCUUCUUGCCACGACAGAACUUGGGAGAGGUUUCUUCCAGCGCGUCAUUCUCAUGGGCGGCGGCUCACCUAUCAGUCCACUCAUCGCGGUCGACCCCACGCCCAAGGUCACGUAUGGCGAGGUGGCCCUGCAGAAUGGCUGUCCCUCCUUCCCCUCCUCACAUUUUGUCAGAUGCAUGCAGGCUAGGAGGGUUGGCUCCAUUGUGGAGGCGGAUGCCAGAUUGGCGAAGGGACGUGGGGGAGGUUUGGCCAGAGCGAGGUUGCCACUUCCUGUCAUCGAGAAGGAAUCUGAUGGUCGAUUUCUGCCACCGCUGCUUUUUCGGACACCGACCACUUCGUUGGCGGAAGGAAGUUUCCACCACGUCCCGAUCAUGGUGGGCGUAACGGGGGCAGAGAUGCAAGGAUUUCUUACUGGCAUUGCUGGGGCAGAGUCUGCGGACGAAGUAAAGGUUUUGUCCUCGCCUGACGUCCUCCAGAACUUUGUCCGGUCCUUGUUGAUCCGAAGUGGGGGUGGGGCCAUUGACCCAGACGCUGCCUCCACCCUUCUCGCUUUCGAGUACUUUGCCGGGUUGAACAUCACGGAGAGACCGGAGCAGGCGUGGGAUAUUUUGGAAGAGCUGUUGGGCGAUAUGAUCUACACCAUGCCGGCCCUGUCUAUGGCGAAAAUGUGGUCAAAACAUGCUCCAGUAUAUUUCUACCUUUUCGAUCAUGGCGAUUCUGCAAGCCACGGUUCCGAUGUCGCCUUCCUCCUAAAUGGUCACACGUCUCCUUCCGGUACUGAUCGUGACCUUGCCGCCGUCAUGACUUCCCUCUGGACGAGUUUCAUCCACCAAGGAACACCUCUCAAUGCGGGGAUCCCAUGGCCCGAAUGGCGUGACACAUCCGGUCGCCAAGUCCUACUCCUCUCGGGGGACGAAGUGGGCGUCGCGCGGGGGACGAGAGAACGGCAAUUUCACCUCUGGAACACACUCCUCCCCGCAAUUACCAUGUCGAGCAGUAAGUGUCCCAAAGCGUCGUCUGCCUACUUGUCGUCAGCAUCUCAAUUGAAGAGCAGUCGGGGGAAGACAAGUCUUAUUUUCAAAGAUGUGGACGAGGCGGAAGUGGGCAAGACGUUCUUUACGAUGCAACAACCACAAGUAGCACGUGAUGAUAAAUAAUAAUUUGGUGCAAUAAAUCAGUAUUAAUUUUGUAACGUUAGUUUAUUACCGCAUUUUUAUACUUGUGUAUCUGACACAAAAUCCUCACUUGUUUUAAAUACAAAUAUUAUCAGGAUUCAAGUACGAGUAGUAAUUUUAAUCAAUUGAUUCAAACUUUACAAAUAAUAUGGAGACAGUAAAUAAAAGUAUGUGUCAACCUGAAUGAUAAUUAAUUAAA
Molecule: messenger RNA, 2268 nt
Organism: Folsomia candida
Lineage: Eukaryota; Metazoa; Arthropoda; Collembola; Entomobryomorpha; Isotomidae
Product: pyrethroid hydrolase Ces2e
Exons: 6
Coding region: 114-2051 (645 amino acids)
Source: RefSeq, a predicted model, not a curated record